Messenger RNA from Capsicum annuum, 1271 nucleotides. Its product is annotated as myb family transcription factor PHL7. Gene Ontology annotation, molecular function: DNA binding; DNA-binding transcription factor activity. Lineage: Eukaryota; Viridiplantae; Streptophyta; Magnoliopsida; Solanales; Solanaceae. The record is from RefSeq and is a predicted model, not a curated record.
UCACUUUGUACUAAGAGAGUGAAGAAUUCGAAGAUCGAGGAGGACGUAUCUGCUAUUUUUUCUAUAAAUGAAAUGUAUCAGCCCAAAGGCGUUCCUACUUCAAGCUUAGCCCACAACAAUGUUGCUGUCAAUAAUCAGUCAUUAGACUGUGCCGGCGGCUCAAUGGACCCGAUCAGUGGAGGCAACAACAAUCCUAGUCUUGCCUCAAAGCAACGUCUGCGUUGGACCAAUGAGCUUCAUGAACGAUUUGUUGAUGCUGUAGCACAACUUGGCGGCCCGGAUAGAGCUACACCGAAAGGUGUUCUUAGAGUCAUGGGUGUACAAGGGCUAACCAUUUACCAUGUAAAAAGCCAUUUACAGAAAUAUCGACUUGCUAAAUAUCUUCCAGAUUCCUCAUCUGAUGGGAAAAACUCUGAUAAGAAAGAACCAAGAGAUAUGCUUUCAAGUUUGGAUGGUUCAUCAGGAGUGGAAAUCACUACGGCUCUAAAGCUGCAGAUGGAGGUGCAAAAGAGACUGCAUGAGCAACUGGAGGUCCAAAAACAGCUACAACUUAGAAUAGAAGCCCAAGGUAAGUAUUUGAAGAAGAUAAUCGAAGAACAACAGCGGCUCAGUGGAGUUCUUUCAGAAGUCCCUGGUUCUGGGGUCACUGCUCCCCCAACUGGUGACAAUGGCCCAGAAUCUGAUAACAGGACUGAUCCAGGGACUCCUGCACCAUCAUCUGAGUCUCCUCAUGUUGAUAAGCCUGUAAAAGCACAUGCCCUAACAAAGAGCCUUUCUAUGGAUGAAUCGUUCUCCUCGCAUCAUGAGCCACUCAGUCCAGAUUCUGAUUUCCAUGAAACUUCGCCUAUAGAGAGCCCUAACGGUGAGAGGUCAUCAAAGAAACAAAGAGUGGGCACAAGUGCAGCAUUCACAAAAGACAACAUGGCACUUCCACAUCAGAUAUUGGAAUCAAGCUUGAGCUCACCUUACCAGCAACCACAUUCAGCUUUUAUGACGAGGGACCAAUUUAAUUUUACAUCAGGAUUAUCUCUUGGCAUCGAUGAUCAGAAAGUUUCUGGUAGCAACAUCUAGUUAUUUGAUGCCCAGCAUGCUGCUUGUGCAACAUGACUUCAAUUCAUCUAAUCGUGUAACCUUUUAAUAUAUAUGUUACUCAUUUGGUCACAGAUACCGCUUGGUUUUUAAUGUGUUAGGUUUAAGUUGCUCUUUUAUCUCCAGAGUCUAUGGGCUUAACCACUUUAUGAUAAUAUAGGUGCAGCUUUUAUUUAUUGCUA